Molecule: messenger RNA, 2000 nt
Organism: Mangifera indica (mango)
Lineage: Eukaryota; Viridiplantae; Streptophyta; Magnoliopsida; Sapindales; Anacardiaceae
Product: protein WHAT'S THIS FACTOR 1 homolog, chloroplastic
Exons: 2
Coding region: 370-1821 (483 amino acids)
Molecular function (GO): RNA binding
Source: RefSeq, a predicted model, not a curated record
CGGACAAUCUUCGCGCGUUGCAACUCUGCUCUCUUCUUUUUUCGACCUCAGUCUUUAAAACCCUAAACCCUACUCUUUCAUUGUAAAAUUCCAAGAUUGGCAACUUUAUUCUUUAUUUCUUAGUUUGUUUAUUUUGGUUUUUGACAUUAUCAGUUCAAGGACGUAUUUAGCUUCAGAAGGUUCUUGUGUUCAUAUUCAGGAAUUUGCUUUUAACUUGCUUGGAGGCAACAAUUCCUGUUACCUGUAUGAAGCCAUGUCAAGUGCAAAGGAUUUUAAAUGAUGCUGUUAUGUCUUUUUGAUGUCAUCGCCUCACAAUAAUCCUUUUUUGUUUUAGCUUUGAAGCUUCUGAUUGCUACAUCAUUUUGAAAAAUGACACUGUCUCUUCCUGUUUCUUCCCAUAGGGAUAUUUUUCUCAAUUUCAGCUUUGUCUCAUCAACUCCUUUGUGGAAACUAGGAAAUGGUAAACUAUGUUAUCAAACUCUUAAGAAGCCUUCAAAUAUCUCUUUUCCAAUUUCAUGUACAUUACCAAAUAUUGUUAGGAGUCCUUCGCUAGACAAGCAUGUAGUGAAGCAAAACAAAAUUCGUUUUGUUCAAAAGCUGAAAACACUUUUACUUUCCAAGCCAAAACACUAUAUUCCUCUACACAUUCUUGCCAAAUGUAGAUCCUAUCUUUGCCUUCCAAAGCCUCGCUCUAUCCUCUCAAUGAUCCAUCGCUACCCAACAAUAUUUGAACUCUUCACAAUUCCUAUGCCGCCAACACCACUAAAUGCAACAAAAUCAGGCUAUCAACUAUGUGUUCGUUUGACCACAAAUGCAGCAGCCCUUGCCACACAGGAAAUGAAUCUCAAGUCGGCCAUGUCCAUCACUUUGGCCAACAAAGUCCAGAAGCUUCUCAUGCUAUCUACUCAUCACCGGCUUCUUCUUUCAAAAUUGCUUCACAUUGCCCCAGAUCUUGGGCUACUACCUAAUUUUCGGUCUCGCCUCUGCAAUGACUUUCCCGAUAAAUUCAAGAUUGUUGACACCUCUUAUGGCCGAGCUCUUGAGCUUGUAUCAUGGGACCAAGAUCUGGCAUGUAUUUUGCCUUCUCCUGAUAUGAAUCCACAUGGAUUGAUCGUAGACAGGCCUUUAAAGUUCAAGCACUUGAGACUUCGAAAGGGAUUGAAUUUGAAAAGACGUCACCGGGAUUUUUUGAUAAAGUUUGGAGAACUACCAAGUGUAUGCCCCUAUAACACUUCUAUAGAAGAGCUAGCUAAGGAGUCUCUUGAAGCUGAGAAGAGAGCCUGUGCUCUGCUGAGAGAGGUGCUUAAUAUGAUGGUUGAGAAGAGAACUUUAAUCGAUCAUCUGACUCACUUUAGGAAGGAAUUUGGGCUUCCAAAUAAGUUGAGGGCACUGAUUUUGAGGCAUCCAGAGUUAUUCUAUGUGAGCUUGAAAGGCCUAAGGAAUUCUGUGCUGUUGGUGGAGUGUUUUGAUGAUAAAGGUGUACUUUUAGAGAAAGAUGAAACUUUGGUGAUAAAAGAACAGUUGAUGGAGUUGAUUAGGGAAGGGAAGAGGAUGAGACGAGAGAGGAGAAAAAAUAGGAUUUAUGGAAAUUACAUUGAUCAAAAUGAUUCUGAUGUUGAUGAUGAAGAUGAUGAGCAUGAUGAUGAAUUUGAUGAUGAUGGAUUUGAGAAAUUGUUCGAUUCAGAAAAUUCAGAUUUGGACCAUCAUUUUGAUGAUGAAAAGUUUGAGCUGCGGGAUCAUUGGAACAAUGGAGAACUUUGGACUGCAGAUACUUCCUCAGCGCUUAUCGAUACGGAUGGAAACUGUAUAAAACCUUGGUAGUAAUCAAGAAUGUGUACAUAUUUUUCCAAAAAUUUCUUAGUCUUCAAAAGCUUCUAUAUUCCUUAAACGAUGUAACUCUUACAUGAAACUUAGAAAAUCAUUUUAUUCAAGUCAUUUAAGGUAUCCUACACUCUUGUAUGUAACAAUUUGAGGUAGAUUCAGCAACUUUGUCUCUUAAA